CUGUGAGCUAAAACCCUAUACUCUCAUCACCCCCAUCUCAAGGCCACAGCUGAAGACUGAAGCCGCAACCUCACCUUCACCCUCACCUCGUGUUCUGCUUGCCUUAACCAAUCUCGCUUUUUUAAGGUGUGAAAAUGGCUGCCAAAAAAUCUCGAAAAAGAGGAAAAAGUGAGAGUGAUUCAGAUGAUUACAAUAACGUGGAGUAUGAAGAGGUGGAGCAUGAUUAUGACGACGAUGGUGAGGAGGAGGAUUUUGAUGAUGACAGUGGAGAGGAGGAGGAGGAUGGGCACAAGGUAACAGAUGAUGAGGAUGAUGGGACAAGAGAGCAUAGUGAAUGGAAGAAUGAUGAGAUGGAACAGCUUGAGAAAGAAUAUAGAGAUCUUCAUCAUCAGGAGUUAGAUACUUUGAAGAACUUGAAGCAUCAUAAGGAUGAAGAUCUUCUCAAGGGUCAAGCUGUGAAAAACCAGAAGGCUCUAUGGUACAAAGUUCUUGAGCUUAGGUUCUUACUUCAGAAGCCAUUCUCAAAUUCAAAUAGGUUACCACAGGAACCAAUCAAGUCUUCUUUCUGUGAAGCAGAUGAGGCAGUUAAAGUAGCGUAUUCAGAUCUGGUGAAUUCAUCCAAAGAGACUUUAGAUUCUAUAUUGGAACUGCAAGAGGCUCUGUCUGCUAGGAACCCAUCAAUUACCCAAGCCACAGUUGGUUCAGAAGAGAUAUCAACAGAUUUAGAUGUUUCUAAGCAUUUGAAUGACAGUGUCGAUCAGGAAUGGUCACAAAUUUCACAGAUGCACAAGAGCAUAGCAGGUUUCAGAGACAAGUCAAUCAACAAAUGGCAGCGAAUGACCCAAGUAACAACUGGAGCUGCUGCCAUCAAGGGAAAAUUGCAUGCUUUUAAUCAGGAUAUUAGCAAUCAAGUCUCUGCUUAUAUGAGAGAUCCCAGUAGAAUGAUCAAGCAGAUGCAGCUGAGAAGAUCAGCUGUGAAUGUAUUUGGACAUUUUGCAGAGGAUGACGAUAAACCUAAAGAUGCGGAGACACCUACUGAUGGUGACCCCGAACUUCUGGAUGACUCUGAAUUUUACCAGCAAUUAUUGAAAGAAUUUUUUGAGACAGUUGAUCCUUCAUCUUCUGAAAAAGCAUUUUAUGCUUUGAAGAGAAUGCAACCCAAGAAAAGAAAAAUUGUCGAUCGUCGUGCAUCCAAAAGUCGCAAGAUAAGGUAUAAUGUUCAUGAAAAGAUAGUAAAUUUUAUGGCCCCACUACCUGCCAAUAUUCCUCCUACUGCUCCAAAGUUAUUCGAAAAUCUGUUUGGAUUGAGGACUCGAAGAUCAUCUGCUGCAGCCUCAUAAUUAUCAUGGUUGACGGACAGAAAUAUUGGUCUCACAGUUUUGCCCUUAACAUGUUGUACACUAAAAUGUCUCCACAUUAUGUUUAUUAUUUGAGGAAUUUCAUUAUUUUUUCCUCCACGAGACAAUGUAAAUCAAUUCAGAUCCAUAGUUUCUCCUAAAAUGUUCAUUGAGUAGUGUGACACGGGCUGAAAUGGUGACCAAUGGCUUGGUUCUAAUAUAAUAUAGUUCUGAAUUUGCUUCA
Vigna radiata var. radiata (mung bean) is the source of this 1581-nucleotide messenger RNA. RefSeq lists its product as uncharacterized. The coding region runs from base 135 to 1340 and encodes 401 amino acids. NCBI's taxonomy places the organism in Eukaryota, Viridiplantae, Streptophyta, Magnoliopsida, Fabales, Fabaceae. The record is from RefSeq and is a predicted model, not a curated record. The transcript has 14 exons. Gene Ontology annotation, cellular component: nucleus; nucleolus.